This is a messenger RNA of Papaver somniferum (opium poppy), 2204 nucleotides long. RefSeq names its product serine/threonine-protein phosphatase 2A 65 kDa regulatory subunit A beta isoform-like. NCBI's taxonomy places the organism in Eukaryota, Viridiplantae, Streptophyta, Magnoliopsida, Ranunculales, Papaveraceae. The coding region runs from base 223 to 1986 and encodes 587 amino acids. The transcript has 13 exons. Gene Ontology annotation, biological process: protein dephosphorylation. Gene Ontology annotation, cellular component: protein phosphatase type 2A complex; cytoplasm. Gene Ontology annotation, molecular function: protein phosphatase regulator activity; protein binding. The record is from RefSeq and is a predicted model, not a curated record.
AUCCCUUUUUCCUUCCCCAGUUGAUAGUGCUCGAGUCUUUUUCCUGAACCAAAUAUAUCCCCAAACUUUCUCUUGUUCCGUUUUUCUCUAUCAUACACAUUCAGGCAUCACAUUUGUGCUCCCUCCCUCCCUCUUUCUCUCUCUCUCUAAAAUUCGUCCAUCGCCUGCCAACUUCAAAUCUGACCGGCACCGAGAAGUAUCCAUUAGAUCUGGUGAGAUAGAAUGGCUAUGGUGGAUGAACCACUGUAUCCAAUUGCAGUUUUGAUAGAUGAGUUAAAAAAUGAAGACAUUCAACUACGUUUGAACUCCAUCCGUAGACUUUCUACAAUAGCAAGAGCUCUCGGUGAAGAUAGAACAAGAAAGGAAUUAAUUCCAUUUCUUAGUGAAAACAAUGAUGAUGAUGAUGAAGUACUUCUUGCAAUGGCUGAAGAAUUAGGUGUUUUUAUACCUUAUGUUGGAGGAGUUGAAUAUGCUCAUGUUUUGCUACCUCCUUUAGAGACUCUUUGUACUGUUGAAGAGACAUGUGUUAGAGACAAAGCUGUUGAGUCUUUAUGUAGAAUUGGAGCUCAAAUGAAGGAGAGUGAUUUAGUUGAUUGGUUUACUCCUUUAGUCAAGAGACUGGCAGGCGGGGAGUGGUUUACAGCUCGAGUUUCUUCGUGCGGCUUGUUUCCCAUUGCUUACCCUAGUGCUCCAGAAAUGUUGAAGACAGAGCUCAGGUCUAUAUACGGCCAGUUGUGUCAAGAUGACAUGCCAAUGGUCAGGAGAUCCGCUGCGUCCAACUUGGGAAAAUUUGCUGCAACAGUUGAACAAACUCAUUUGAAAAGUGAUAUCAUGUCAAUAUUUGACGAUUUGACACAGGAUGAUCAAGAUUCUGUUCGACUAUUGGCUGUCGAGGGUUGCGCAGCACUUGGAAAACUUUUGGAACCUCAAGACUGUGUGGUUCACAUCCUCCCAGUUAUUGUUAAUUUUUCACAGGAUAAGUCUUGGCGUGUCCGCUAUAUGGUUGCCAAUCAAUUAUAUGAGCUUUGUGAAGCUGUUGGGCCAGAACCUACCAAAACGGAUUUGGUUCCAGCGUAUGUUCGGCUACUUCGGGAUAAUGAGGCUGAAGUACGAAUAGCAGCUGCUGGAAAAGUGACAAAAUUUUGCCGAAUCUUGAAUCCACAACUUGCAAUUCAGCAUAUUCUUCCUUGUGUAAAGGAAUUGUCAUCAGAUUCUUCCCAACAUGUUCGCUCUGCUUUGGCUUCUGUGAUUAUGGGAAUGGCACCAGUAUUAGGAAAGGAUGCUACAAUUGAGCAGCUACUUCCAAUUUUUCUUUCUCUCCUAAAGGACGAAUUCCCUGACGUCCGCCUCAACAUAAUUAGCAAGCUUGAUCAAGUCAAUCAGGUGAUUGGAAUUGAUCUAUUGUCCCAGUCGUUGUUACCAGCCAUUGUUGAGCUAGCAGAGGAUAGACACUGGAGAGUUCGUCUCGCCAUAAUAGAGUAUAUCCCCUUAUUGGCAAGUCAAUUGGGUGUUGGAUUCUUUGAUGAUAAACUUGGUGCGCUUUGCAUGCAGUGGUUAGAAGAUAAGGUAUAUUCAAUUCGUGAUGCGGCUGCAAAUAACUUAAAACGCCUCGCUGAGGAAUUUGGUCCAGAUUGGGCAAUGCAACACAUUAUUCCACAGGUUUUGGAGAUGAUAAAAAACCCACAUUAUCUAUACCGUAUGACAAUUAUACAUGCAAUAUCACUACUUGCUCCAGUCAUGGGCUCAGAAAUUACAUGCUCAAAACUUUUGCCGUUGAUUGUGGAUGCCUCAAAGGAUAGGGUACCCAACAUCAAAUUCAAUGUAGCUAAGGUGUUGCAGUCACUGAUUCCCAUAGUUGAUCAAUCCGUGGUGGAGCAGACAAUUCGUCCAUGUUUGGUUGAGCUGAGUGAGGACCCAGAUGUGGAUGUCAGAUUUUUUGCUAGCCAAGCACUUCAAUCAAGCGACCAAGUCAUGAUGUCAAGUUAGGAGAUAUUUCCUCCUAAUUUAGGAUUUUUGUUUUUGAUCUGAAUUUUCAAGAUUGUAUUGUGUUAUACUCUGCUGUUACAGCCUGGGCUAACAGGAAUUCUGUUUGUUACAGCUUAUUUUUACCCCCACUCACUCCCCCCCUGUACUUUCAACUGAUUUGGGUCCAUUUGUAUCUAUAUGUUUAGUGGUAGAGAUGUUUUAGCUGGAUCUUUCCACGC